This is a messenger RNA of Hypanus sabinus (Atlantic stingray), 3380 nucleotides long. RefSeq names its product VPS51 subunit of GARP complex (gene vps51). NCBI's taxonomy places the organism in Eukaryota, Metazoa, Chordata, Chondrichthyes, Myliobatiformes, Dasyatidae. Bases 1 to 2022 code for a protein of 673 amino acids. The record is from RefSeq and is a predicted model, not a curated record. Gene Ontology annotation, biological process: Golgi organization; Golgi vesicle transport; lysosomal transport. Gene Ontology annotation, cellular component: EARP complex; GARP complex; membrane. The transcript is spliced from 8 exons.
AUGACAUUACAGGGAGAAAGGUGUGGACUUUGGGGAAAGGAUCUGGGAAGAGGAAAGAGAGGGGGGUUUGGGAAGGUGUUAGAACCCGAUGGGAAUUGGAACAUCGUUUGGCGCAGACCGGUUGGGCCGAGCGGCUCAGUGACGGUUCCCCCGUUUUCUUGUAUUCCAGGCGUGCACGCUCUCCUGCGCAAGCUACAGUUCCUGUUCGAGCUGCCUGCCCGGCUGAAGAAGUGCGUGGAGCUGGAGGCGUACGGGCAGGCGGUGCGCUACUACACCAAGGCUCGCUCCGUUCUGCUGCAGUACCAGCUGAUGCCCUCCUUCCAGGGCAUCCACAACGACUGCAGCAAGAUCAUGGCCGACCUCGCCCACCGGCUCCGCGUCCAGUUCAGGGAGGGCGGCUCGAGCGCCCAGCAGCUGGCCGGGUGCGUGGACUUGCUGCUGCGCCUGGAGGAGCCGGCCGAGUCGCUGUGCGACGAGUUCUUGUCCCACGCCCGCAGCCGGCUGGAGGGGCACCUGCGGGCCCUGGAGUCCUCCCCCCCUUCCGCCGACUUCCUGGAGUUCGUGGACGCCGGCUGCCACGGCUUCGUCAGCGACACCUGCCUGCUCAUCGCCUCCUACCAGGAGCUCUUCGUCCGGCGGCCGGCCGCGUCCGGGAGCGAUGUGGCGCCCAUGGCCAACGCCAAGCUCCAGGCUUUCGUCCGCCAGCUGAUGGGCUGCUACUUUGAGCUGGUGGAGGGGCGUGUGGCGGCCGAGAGGGGCGUGGCGGACAACUCGCUGCUGGUCCGGGGCCUGGACCGCGUCCACCGCCGGCUGCAGGCGGUCGAGAGGCUGCUGCCCGGCUCGGGGCUGGGGGCCGAGGGAGCGGAGAUCGUGGCGCGCGCUGCCUGCGGGCGCCUCGGCCAGUACCUGGAGGCGCUGCGCGGCUUCCUGGCCGACUCGCUGACCGACGUGCGGCAGUCGCUCGCCGCGCCCCGCGUUCUGGGCAAGGACGGACCCGGCCUGUCGGAGCUGCUCGCCACCCUCUCUGCCUCCCUGCUGAACCAGGUCAAGUCGGUGCUGGCGUCCGUCCACCUUUUCAUCGCCAAGGACAUCACCUUUUCCGACAAGCCUUUCUUCAAGGGGGAGUUCUGUAGCCAGGGUGUGCGCGAGGGUCUCAUCGUCGCCUUCAUUAGACACGUGUGCCAGACAGCGCGGCAGUUCUGCGAGACCACCGGCGAGAAGAGCUCAACGCCGCCCGGCCUGCUGCUACUGCUCAGCCGCCUCUGCCUCGACUACGAGACAUCCACCAUCAGCUACAUCCUCACGCUGACUGACGAGCAGUUCCUUGGCCAGGACCAUUCGCUCGUGACGCCGGUGACGGUGCUGUGCGCGGACGCCCGUGAGUCAGCCCAGCGGCUCCUGAACCACUACGUGAAGGUGCAGGGACUGAACGUCUCGCAGAUGCUGCGCAAGAGCGUGGAGACGCGUGACUGGAUCAACACCAUCGAACCGCGCAACGUGCGGGCCGUGAUGAAGAGGGUGGUGGAGGACAUCACCUCCAUCGACGUGCAGGUUGGACUGCUGUACGAGGAAGGCGUGAGGAAGGCGCACAGCAGCGAUUCGAGCAAGAGGACCUUCUCCGUGUACAGCAGCUCCCGGCAGCAGUCACGCUACACCCCCAGCUAUACCCCCAGCGCCCCCAUGGACGCCAACCUGCUGAGUAACAUCCAGAAGCUGUUCUCCGAGAGGAUCGACAUCUUCAGCCCCGUCGAGUUCAACAAGGUCUCCGUGCUGACGGGCAUCAUCAAGAUCAGCCUGAAGACCUUCCUGGAAUGCGUGCGCCUGCGCUCAUUCGGUCGCUACGGCCUGCAGCAGAUCCAGGUGGACUGCCAGUACCUGCAGCUGUAUCUGUGGCGCUUCGCCUCCGACGAGAACCUGGUGCACUUCCUGCUCGACGAGAUCGUGGCCAGUACUGCCCACCGGUGCCUGGACCCCGUCACCAUGGAACAGAGUGUCAUCGAGGUCAUCUGUGAGCGGGGCUGAACCCCCCCCCCCCCCCACCGUCCCAUCCUCCCCUCGCCCUGUCCCGUGCCGCCCCUCCAGUCCCGUCCUCUGGCGUCCCAUCCUCCCCCCGCCCUGUCCCGUGCCGCCCCUCCAGUCCCGUCCUCUGGCGUCCCAUCCUCCCCCCGCCCUGUCCCGUGUCGCCCCUCCAGUCCCGCCCUCUCCCGUCCCAUCCUCCCCCUGCCCUGUCCCGUGCCGCCCCUCCCGUCCCAUCCUCCCCCUGCCCUGUCCCGCCCUCUUCCCUGUCCUGUGUCGCCCCUCCAGUCCCGCCCUCUCCCGUCCCAUCCUCCCCCUGCCCUGUCCCGUGCCGCCCCUCCCGUCCUAUCCUCCCCCUGCCCUGUCAUGCCCUCUUCCCUGUCCCGCCCUCUUCCCUGUCCCGCCCUCUUCCCUGUCCCGCCCUCUUCCCUGUCCCGCCCUCUUCCCUGUCCCGUGUCGCCCCUCCAGUCCCGCCCUCUCCCGUCCCAUCCUCCCCCCUGCCCUGUCCCGUGCCGCCCCUCCCGUCCCAUCUUCCCCCUGCCCUGUCCCGCCCUCUCCCGUCCCAUCCUACCCCUGCCCUGUCCCGUCCUCUUCCCUGUCCCGUGCCGCCCCUCCCGUCCCAUCCUCUCCCUGCCCUGUGCCACACCUCCCCGUUCCCUGCUCCCUGCCUCCCAUCCAGACUUCUCCCUGCUCUGUGCUGAUACUGCCGUCCCGUCUCCUCCCUGCCCUGUGCCUCCUGUCUUCUCCCUGCCCUGUGCCGAUCCUGCCAUCCCGUCCUUUCCCUGCCUGGUGCUGCCCCUCCCAUGAUGGGAGGCCAUUCUACACCUGCAGGCCUCUCCUGUCUCCACGGCUUCCCGGGAUCCCUGUUUUCUCUUUGCCGUCCUUGUGCUUCCUCUGCGGGCCUGGCCUCCAUUCCAGAAUUUGUCACCUCGAAGUGGGUGCACUUGUCGCUUCUUGUCCUGACAACUUUGAGGCUUGGACAGCGCGCAACUUUCCUCUGGGUCUCUGCACCUUCUCAACAUUACCGUGUGUCAGAGCCGGACUGUAGCUCCAAACGCCAGCCGAGCCUCGCUCCCUACCCCUGAGGUGGGGCCGACUCCUCUCGGGGAGAUCUUCCCAAGAGCCCAGGGAGACCCGUUCCACCCCACCUCACUUCCCUGUGAAUUGUCCCUUUGUGAUCUGCCCCAAUCUUCUCAUUCCCGUGGAGCAGGGUCUCCCUCCCUCCCCCUCGCUCCCUGUGCGGUACACGUGUACAUUUUUUGACAGCCUGUGGGAGUUGAGCUUGUAGGCUGACUCCCCACAAGGGUGUGACAUAUGAUUUAUGUGUAAAUACUUUGUGGGAAAAUAAAUCUACAUUCAGUCUC